UCGCGGCAUACCAGCCCCACCCCUCUUUUCAUAUCUACAGGAAGUUCAGAAGAAGUCUUGCUGAGAUAUCUAUCUAUGGACAAAGUUUCGAAGAGUGUCGUACCUCAACGGUCCCCCCUGCUGUGGAGAGGGUGUCCGCGCAUGCCCUGUGGGUUUGUCCGUCCACAUGUUGUCGUUAGAAACACUGACGUCUACGUGGGGGGCGGUACUUGCAUCUCGUUCGAAUACUCCAGAACGGUAUUCAAAUACGACACGGUGCACGAAUGUUGGUCCUCUCUACCGCUGUCUCCAUAUUAUACAUUUGGACUUGUUGUAGCAAAGGGUCUGGUGGUUACUGUCGGGGGAACGUCUGUUCUGUCGUCAUUGACUACAAACAAAGUGUGUAGUUUUGACGAGAGGGGCACUAAGAAGUGGUGCCAUCUCCUGCCCUCCAUGGCGACCGAGCGUAGUGUGUGCAGUGCCGUGAGCUAUAAGGAUUACAUCAUUGUCAUUGGAGGUAUGGGUGAGGGGGACAAUGAGUACUUGGACAGUGUGGAGGUGUUGGACCUCACCUCCAACCAAUGGUCGCUGGCCUCUCCCUUUCCUCUGCCCGUUACCUUCAUGUCCACAGCUGUCUGUCAGGUGACCGACCGACUGUACCUACUCGGAGGGCUCUCCCCUCACGAAGGUGCCAUUCGCUCGGUCAUUAGCUGCAAGCUACCCGAGCUCUUAGCCUCAACGUCACCACUAUCCAAAGACCACACCCCUAAAGUCUGGGAGCGCAUCACUCAAGUGCCAUUUGUGAGAGCAGGAUGCGCUGCCAUCAACGGGAAGCUGGUCAUAGCCAGUGGGCUAGAGGACAAGCACUUGACCGCUAAUACGGUGCAAUGUUUUGACCCAGAGACUAAAGCAUGGUCAGUUGUUGGUACUCUUGCAGCUGCCAGAAGUUCGUGUUCAAUCGCUGUUCUUGGAGGAGCUCAGAUAAUGCUCUUGGGAGGUUAUGUGGACCCUAAGAACUGGCCAAGCUCCCUUACAAGAGAUGUCAUGGCAACUGUGAACCUGAAUGUUUAA
Molecule: messenger RNA, 1050 nt
Organism: Halichondria panicea
Lineage: Eukaryota; Metazoa; Porifera; Demospongiae; Suberitida; Halichondriidae
Product: influenza virus NS1A-binding protein homolog B-like
Exons: 4
Coding region: 76-1050 (324 amino acids)
Molecular function (GO): protein binding
Source: RefSeq, a predicted model, not a curated record